Messenger RNA from Drosophila eugracilis, 1086 nucleotides. RefSeq lists its product as uncharacterized. NCBI's taxonomy places the organism in Eukaryota, Metazoa, Arthropoda, Insecta, Diptera, Drosophilidae. The record is from RefSeq and is a predicted model, not a curated record. The coding region runs from base 101 to 658 and encodes 185 amino acids. The transcript has a single exon.
ACUAUUUGAAAAAGACAGUUAACUGACAUCUCGGGGCACUGAAAGGUUGAAUUUUACAGAAAAACACAACACUCUCUUACAUUCAACCAUUUGUAUAGCUAUGAGAGCUUCUUUUCUGAUCAGUCGCCGGCAACCGUGGAUGGGGCAGCUGCUGGUCAUGGCCAGGAACAAGGCGCUAACCCUCCUUCUGAAGCUGUAUAGACGAACCCCCAUCUUCAGACCACGGCAUCUGCCGACAAGGAAUCGAACUCAGGACAGUGGCCCUGCUAGCGGAGAUCAUAUCACAUCAUAUCGCUUAGCCGAAGAUACUGUACUCGGCGGGUGCGGGCGGCUGGAGGUGUUAGAUGACCUCGAUGAAAAUCUUUUAGACUGGCAUAGUAUUCGCACACAGGGUAACUAUGAGCUAGCUCUAAUGGUGGGCGGCCAAUGGGAAGUAGAAUCCGAGGAGGACGAAUACGGCGACUACUAUGACUGUGAUGGAUGCGUGCAGUACGUGGAGUGGGAGGGGGAGGAUGAUCGAGAGGGGGAUCGCAUUGAGGAGGAUCUCGGACAGAGGAGGGCUGCCGGGGCUGGAGAUGCUAACGCCACGUCGAAGAGCCUUCAGCUUGAUUCCGGACUGCGUGUGACUCCCACAAAGCAAGGCAACUUCGCCAUCUAAGACGUGAAGCGUGGCAACGCCGCAGAGCCAACAAUAGAUACUCUUGUUUGGCGCCAAUACGAACGACAACAAUGUAAAACACUAGAGCACUUCGCCGAGAGGGCACGUCAAGUGCAGAGAGUAUCCGAGCCCGAAUCAAACAAAGAGCGGUGGCAGCAGGGGCGGUCUUAGAGUGUGCACAAAAACAUUUGCUGGUUGCUUAGUUUUUUUUGCCGGUGCAAAAAGUCGGCUGAGAGCGAACACCGAAAGCUUCCAUUCUCCCUCCAAUUUUUUUUCGGAUUCACAUUCACAUUCGCAAUUACAUUCGCAUCCAGAUUCCGAUUCUGAUGUCGACAACCCUCCCCCUGACACUCCGGUACCUCACCAGCGUCAUCACCGUCGCAGGUCAUACACGGCGUAUACACAAUCCAAAAAUAAAAAGCAAUCUU